Messenger RNA from Penicillium daleae, 1086 nucleotides. Its product is annotated as NAD dependent epimerase/dehydratase. The record is from RefSeq and is a predicted model, not a curated record. The coding region runs from base 1 to 1086 and encodes 361 amino acids. Lineage: Eukaryota; Fungi; Ascomycota; Eurotiomycetes; Eurotiales; Aspergillaceae. Gene Ontology annotation, molecular function: oxidoreductase activity, acting on the CH-OH group of donors, NAD or NADP as acceptor. The transcript is spliced from 5 exons.
AUGGUACAAUCUGGCGCUGGAGAACACGUUCUCCUGACAGGUGCAAAUGGCUUCGUGGCAUCUCAUAUCCUAUCUAUUCUGAUUGAGAGAGGAUAUACGGUCCUUGCAACCGUGCGGUCGCAUGAAAAAGCUAAAGACAUCAUUUCCACUCACCCGUCAUGGAAGAAUCAUGUGGAAUUCGUGAUCGUAGCCGAUUUCACUUCCGACAGGCCUUUCGACGACAUUUUCCAAAAUUCUAGCAAACCGUUUGAUUACGUUAUACAUACAGCUUCUCCAGUGACGUUUCAAAUUUCUGAUAUUCAGAAAGAGAUGAUUGAGCCAGCUGAGAUGGGAACCACACAGAUAUUAAGAGCAGCGCAGCACUUUGGUGGUCCAUCUCUCAAACGUUUCGUGCUUCUCGGGAGUGCUGUCUCUGUACUCAACUCAUUCGAAGAUUUAUCUACAGAAGGAAAGCCCUAUACGGAGAAAGACUGGAAUCCCGUGACUGCUGAGCAAGCUAUCUCGCAGAACGACACUGUUCUCGGCUAUAACGUCUCCAAAAUUCGCGCGGAGGCAGCUGCAUGGAAAUUCAUGAGGGAAAGCAAGCCAACCUUUGACUUGACCGUUAUAAAUCCGGAUAUAAUCACCGGGCCAAUGAUUCACCCAAUACAUGGACCAAAGUCCAUCAACGAGACUAAUCAUUUCGCGAUCGCGAGCUUUAUUGAUGGAACUCACAAGCAGAUUGAUGGCGUUACAUUUCCGUUUUACCAUUUUGUUGACGUCCGUGAUGUUGCCCGUAGUCAUGUCGAUGCGCUAAAAAACCCGGCAGCGGCAAACCAACGCAUUCUUCUCAUAUCAGGGCUCAUAACACCACAGCUUGUAGUCAAUAUCAUUCGGCAAAACUUCCCCUCCCUCAAGGAUAGGGUUCCUGAAGGAAACCCAGGCCAGAUUUUGCCUUCGGGUGUCCACCCCACUGGGUGGGAUACACGCAUCAGCCUGGAUAUACUCGCUAAGGGAUCUCGCGAUGGAACUUGGGAAUACAUCGAUUUGAAGAAAAGUGUCAUUGAUGCAGUCAACUCGAUGCUGUCCACUGGUAUUCUGCGUUAA